AUCCCCAAGUAACCAACUCGGGAAUGCAAUUGAGAUAUUGCAGACGUCCCCCGCCGUACGAGCGUAUAUGCAAUCUCCCGUAUCCUCACGAAUGGAUGGAUAUAUCUUCCGGCACAAGCUGCAGCCUUGAUUCACGAUGGAAUUAGCCUGCAUAGGUGAACAGAUCAAGAACUUCCUGCUGCUCUCUCCCAAGAAGUGCGGAGAAUUCCAUUUGCCGGAGUGGCCAAAUAAGGACUCAGUCUAUCAGACUAGCUCCGUGAAGAACGAAGACCAUCGUAAGUGAAUUCCACGUGGUAAAACACCGGCCCUGACUUCCACGAAUUCUUUGACUUCAAACACAACCAUUUUGUUGGUUCUCUGAAAUCUGGUUGAGUCAUGGUGUCAUAAGUACUUGAAUGCUCUGCAUAUAUAAGAAGCCUCCAUAUGUUCAAUUUUCACAAAAUUUCUGAGCCCCACCUUUCCAGUGCGUCUAGUGUUUGAAUCAAUUUCCGACAUGGAUGCUUCUACAUCGACUACACCAAUCAAAGCCAAAACACCCAGGAAUCAAAAUAGAGCUAAAGCAUGCAGCCAUUGCAGAAAAAGAAAGACCAAAUGCGAUGGUAAACGGCCCAUCUGCACUCAAUGUCAUGCUCGUAGCAAACCAGGUUUUGAGCUCGUAUGCGAGUAUCCAAUGGUCGGUCAAACGCGCAAACGAACUUUAGAGGAAAGCAUUUCGACUCUUGAGAGGAGGAUACGCGAGCUUGAAAGGGCUGAAUCCGAUGAAGAUGUCGUCAGGCUUUACGAUCCCUCUAAUUAUCCUUCCACACGUUCUUCGCCUUUUGGCACGAGUUCAAACUCUCCGUCUAGUAGCAGCAGUCUCCUGCUAGAUGCAUCACCAGAACCUAGUCUAUUCACCACGGCAUUUCAAGAGGAAAUUCCAAUUGCUCUGGGCCAGCAACUACUGCAAGCAUUUAUUCCACAUGCUAAAUCCUUUGGCUUUUUCUUAAACCUCCGCCGUUUUAUAUCAGAAACAACUCUUCCGUUGACCCUAGGAGACUAUUCCCGACCAUGUCCAGGUCUAAUCUGUGCAGCCUAUCUCAUAGGUCUCCAUUUGUCUGGAGCUACUGAAGACGAAGAAUCCGCAUUUCUCUCGCGGGCCCUUCUUCAUGUCAGUAACGUGCUAUCUUCUAGCCACCCCCUUCGCCUUAUCCAUGGUACCCAAGCUGAGAUCCUUCUCAGUACGUACUUUUUCCGUACGGGGAGAAUACUCGAAGGGAAAUACCAUCUUUCGGCCGCGGUGAGCUUAGCGACAUGUGCCAAUCUGCAUAAAUUACGGUCAGGUCUGAGCAUGGGACCCUUUGUACCCAGUGUGAUGUGCAUGGAUGGACAUUCGCUCCCUGAUCCGAAAGAUUUUAUUGAAGAAGGGGAAAGAAUAAAUGCCUUUUGGACGGUGUUCACGAUGUGUAAUUGUUGGGGAGUGGGGGUUGGAGGAUUUUCAAGUAUGAUGUUCGAAUCCUACGGAUCUCGCAUUGAUACGCCAUGGCCAUUGGAUAUGGAAGACUAUGAAGAGAAUCGAAUACCUGCAAAUUAUGUCGGGGCGUCGACAGUUCGCAAGUUCCUUGCUCAAACUCCUCUACAACCUCUCCGACUCUAUGGACCGUCUAAUAUGGCUUUGUUCUCCCAAGCCUCAGUGCUUUUGGAACGAGCAGCGGGCUUGGGGAGCUCAUAUACGAAUGAACUACAUUCUGAUGAGCAUAUUCGAUAUAUGAAAACAUUCACUUCUUUCGAUGCUCUUAUUGAUUCUUUCACUUCCUCACUUCCUUCAUUUUCUCAAACGUACAUCUCUUCCCCGGAUUUCGUGACCGUGUGGGCAACGCAUUUGAUAUGUCGAGCCGCAACUAUCAAGCUACAUAACGUUUUCACUGCCUCAAAUGCCUUCUCCCGUAAGAAGGUCCUCGAAUGUGCGGAGAGAUGCGUCAUGCUGGGCCGAGGAAUGGAUUUGACUAGUGUUGAAGUCAAUCCCAUCUUCGGGCUGCUUUGGAUGAUUACAGGAGAGGCUAUCAUCAACGAAAUUUCGAGACUAGACGAUCUAAAUAGACAGACGAUGUCAUUGCCAAACUGGGUAUUGGAAGAAGCGACAAUUUUAGGGAGGGUAGAGAUGGUUGCGUUACUAGAGGAGUUAUUUCUGACCAUGGAGUUAUUUGGUAACAGAUCCGGAUCCAAAAUCAUUGCGUAUCAGGUUAAUUCGCUACGAGAGCACUACCGCUCGAAUUGUAUAUGAUCAAUGCGCAGCUUCGCUGUAGAUAAUUAAAUGUACAAAUACCUAUUAUUUCA
Messenger RNA from Lentinula edodes (shiitake mushroom), 2313 nucleotides. RefSeq lists its product as uncharacterized. The transcript is spliced from 8 exons. The coding region runs from base 494 to 2260 and encodes 588 amino acids. The record is from RefSeq and is a predicted model, not a curated record. Gene Ontology annotation, molecular function: zinc ion binding; DNA-binding transcription factor activity, RNA polymerase II-specific. Gene Ontology annotation, biological process: regulation of DNA-templated transcription. Lineage: Eukaryota; Fungi; Basidiomycota; Agaricomycetes; Agaricales; Omphalotaceae. Gene Ontology annotation, cellular component: nucleus.